Messenger RNA from Iphiclides podalirius (scarce swallowtail), 279 nucleotides. Lineage: Eukaryota; Metazoa; Arthropoda; Insecta; Lepidoptera; Papilionidae. The record is from the annotation of a GenBank genome assembly.
AUGAUAGUGCCUACUGGCCCGCCGGGCGCAUGCCGCGCACAACACACCGCACACCGCACGACCACACCCGACACGCGGCGCCCCAGCACAGCUACGCGGCGGCCGCGGCGAGCGUCCGACGUACAGUGCGCCCAGCGGGACGUGGCGCCGGCCGCUGGGGCGCGUGCGCGGACGACGCGCAACCGCGCCGCCCGCCCUCCCUGCAGUGCGCGCGUACCUAGGCAGGUGCGCUCCCAAUCAACCGCUAAUCCGGCGUUCAGAGCCGGCCUCGCCGUACGC